Hyalella azteca is the source of this 511-nucleotide messenger RNA. It is a transcript of the gene EndoB, whose product is annotated as endophilin-B1. Gene Ontology annotation, molecular function: protein binding. The record is from RefSeq and is a predicted model, not a curated record. Gene Ontology annotation, cellular component: cytoplasm. NCBI's taxonomy places the organism in Eukaryota, Metazoa, Arthropoda, Malacostraca, Amphipoda, Hyalellidae.
ACCUGAGCCAAUCCUCAGUGUCAAUAAAGAUGGACUUGAAGAAGUUAGCAGGAACUGCCGGUCAGUAUUUGACCAGAGCUGUUCAAUACACAGAGGAAAAGCUUGGAAAUGCUGAAAAGACUGAGUUUGACAGCCACUACGAAACCCUUGUAGCACAGAGUGACAAUGCCAAACUUUGGACAGAGAAACUUGUGGCUGGAGUCCAGGCAGUUGUUAUCCCCAAUCCAGGCAACCGUGUGGAGGACAUGCUUUUUGAGAAGCUGGAAAAGCGGCGCCCCAACAGACUGAGCAACUUGGAGCACCUUGGCUUGGACAUGGUGCAAGCCGGCACUGAGUUCGGGACUGGUACUGCCUACGGCUCAGCGCUGCUGAAGGUGGGUGGGGCGGAGCAGCGGCUGGGUCUGGCUGAGCGGGACUUUGUAGGAUGCUCCAUCUCCGACUUCAUGGAGCCGCUCCAGAAGUUCCUUGACUCCGAUAUGAAGACCAUUGCCAGGGAGCGCAGGAUUCUGGA